GGGGGUGGAGCGAACUGGGAAAGUUCACGUGCAACAGAUCGACUCCUCUUACUACAUGACACCAAAAAAAAAGUAGCAGGGGAUUUUUUGUUCUCUUUACAACUUGUUGUCUCUGUUGAGUUUUGGUUGUGCCUUCAUUUACGCCUCAGGGCAAGGAGCAACGCUGUAUAGCCCACUUCCCUGCCCUGUCCAAGCCUGGACUGUCUCCUAUUUUGAAUUUGCAGCGUGGACUGGCUACAAGUGACAUCCGACCGAAAGCAGAGAGAACCUGAAGAAACAAGUCUCUCUCUCUCUCUCUGUCUCUCCCUCACUCUCUCUCUCUCUCUCUCUCUCUCCCUCUCUCUCUCUCUCUCUCUCUCUCUCUCCCGCGUUCUCUGAGGCACUGGGAAACUUCUGAGAGCUGAAACCUGAGGGGAUAGAAAGAGCAAGAGAGAGAGAGAAAGAGAGUGAGUGAGUGAGCGAGAGUGCUCGCCACUACCUCUGGAUACUUUCACUCCCUGUCAGCUGUUCCCCUCAAUCUCAUCCUGCACUGCGCUCUCAGGAAGGAAGCCAGGAAGCUCUGGCACCCGAGCACCAGCGAGGCCCUACUAUGGACCCUAACUCAGCAGACGCAGACGCAGGGGACCUCAACGUCACCCAUCAAACCCAGAUCACAGACGCAGAUGGAGAGGAUAAUGGAUACUUUGAUGCAAUACUCGGAGUGGUGAUAGCCACGGUGGUGCUGGUGAUCGUGUGUGUGCUGGCGGUGCUGCUGCGCUACAUGUACCGGCACAAGGGCACCUACCACACUAACGAGGCCAAGGGCACAGAGUUUGCCGAGACAGCAGACGCGGCGCUGCGGGGCGACCCGGCGCUGCAGGAGGCCAUGGACGAGAGCAAGAAGGAGUACUUUAUCUGACCUCGACUAGGACUACACCACAGCAUGGCACGGACGCAGUGUUGCAUAUCAUCUGGACGAGAGCAAUGGGGAGCACCUACCUGGACUAAUGUAACGACACGACAACGGACAUGGACGACGAGAGCUAAAACGCAGUAUUGACCUAUACGACCUAAAUAGAACGUCAUCUAACCUAGACUACGGCACGACAUGGAGAAUGACAGCUAAGACGCAGUAUUGCAUAUCAUCUGGACGAGAGCAAGGGGGAGCACCUACCUGGACUAAUGUAACGACACGACAACAGACAUGGACGACGAGAGCUAAAGCGCAGUAUUGACCUAUACGACCUAAAUAGAACGUCAUCUAACCCAGACUACGGCGCGACAUAGACAAUGACAGUUAAGACGGAGUAUUGCAUAUCAUCUGGACGUGAGCAAGAAAGAGAACUUCGCCUGACCUAGACUAUAGUACGGCACGACACAGACAAUGAGAUGAAGGACAGAGUGAUGCAUAUCCUCUGACCUAUACGAGAGUAGGAAAGAGGAAGCUAUCUGACCUCCACGGCCUAGCAGUAGUACUGUAGCCAGGCUGUGCCCUCUUAGUGAUGCAACAGCUUCAGCAUUGCUACCAGUCAGGUCAAGAGCAAUGCAAGUACUUUCUGAGUUCCCGCAAAUACGGGAACUCCUCCCACUUUGUUGGGAAGCAAACAAUCAUUAGCAAACCAAGGGAGGCCAUCUGGGAAAUGCCAUUUGGGGAAUGUUAAUUGUUAUGCUCUUGGUCAGACCAAGUCUCGAAGAGAUUUGAAAGUCGAUGAUAAUCAGGCUAGUAGUACUGCCCUCUAGGAUGCUCCUGGACUACAGCACAGCAACCUCAUGUCUCUGUGUGUGUCUCGCUCUGUCCUCUGUCCUCUGUCCACAUAACACGCCUGCAGAGAGUGCACAGAGCAGGGGGGUUCAGCAAACACACGUGACCUCCUCCCCCAUGCAUCAGAAGUCAUGGGAUAGAGUCUCAACCAGACUGAAGUGUAGAAUUAAAUAAAUAAAUAAAUAAAUAAAAUAAAUAAAUAAAUGAAGUGCCAAAAAACGCAACAGAGGAUUUUUUUUUAUCUCCUCUGACUCAGAGAAAAAAAAGCUACCAAUCUCCUUUUUUUCCUGGCAUGGAAAAAAGGACGUGAAGUUAAUGAUGCGUGAAGUGUAGACCAAAGAGAUAAUGCCUUUUAGAGGGACAUUAAUUACAAUGUCCAGUGUUUUGUGGACGCACAUUAGUCAUGAGGUCCUGCAGCAGCAAAGAGAAAGAGAGAGGGAGAGAGAGAGGGAGGAAAGAUGUUUUCUACCAACACAGACGCAGGCUAGAGCAAGCGAGCUAGCGAGCAUGAUGACUGAAGCACUCUCGGGAGAGCAAUGUUGUGGAGUAUUGGAUGUGGCAGGAUGUUGUAUUGGUUUCCAAAGUAUAAGAAGUGUGCAGAAUUUCUAAUGCACAGAUACGUUUCUUUUUUUUUCUCCCAGUUGGUCAAUGUGAAAAUAAAACAGUAAAUACGAAAAUGUGACUGACAUUUUAAGUACUACUAACUAUUCGCAUUAACUAGUGAUUAAUGAGGGGAGAUGUUUUUGAAUGCCAUGUGACAAUCUUCUGAAAGCCAAAAAUUUGGAACGUUUCAUGUGAUAUAAGUUUCAAUGGAAUUUGUUUGGGCAGAGUAAGGGACAAAUGUUUCAUAUUUUAACAGACAUUUUGAAUACUUUAAUUGAAUUAAACAUCAUUAUUGCCACAAAUAUAUCAGAUAUGUAUGCAGGCAGCAAAUCAGUCUAUCAAUUACAUUCUAACACAUUUGAUAUGAACUGCUAUAAAGAGCAAUAAACUGUGCAUAAAUCCCCAUUAUUAUUGACAAUGACAUAUCUAACUUGUACAAUAAACAUCACAAUGUUAUUUAUUGAGCUACACAUGAGUUAUACAUGUAAUCAUAAUUGUGUCUGCUGAUAAUUGAAUUGAAUAUGUUUGAUGUCAGUCAGUAAAGAUGCUUUAUUUCCAUGUUAUAAUAACACAUGGCUGAAGCCAA
Engraulis encrasicolus (European anchovy) is the source of this 2930-nucleotide messenger RNA. It is a transcript of the gene gypc, whose product is annotated as glycophorin C (Gerbich blood group). NCBI's taxonomy places the organism in Eukaryota, Metazoa, Chordata, Actinopteri, Clupeiformes, Engraulidae. Gene Ontology annotation, cellular component: cortical cytoskeleton; membrane. Bases 590 to 898 code for a protein of 102 amino acids. The transcript is spliced from 4 exons. The record is from RefSeq and is a predicted model, not a curated record.